CGCGAUACGUCGACGCGUGCGUGUCUCGUCCUGACUCGCGUGCUGCCUAUCUCUCCCUGUACUUGCCGCCGCGAGCUCGAGACUUUCUGCUUAUACAGCGGACGAUUUCUCUCUACGAACUGAAACUAGUCUGACAAAGCGAUCGUAUAUGGACUUUCUUUACUCGUACUUGUCGAAGAGCGAAGGAUUACGUGUGUCAAUUGAGUCGUGUAUAAGUUACCUUUUUAAAUCAGCAGCAACAGCGACUUUUUGAUAGUUUCCCUUUGUCUGGAACAUUGCUAUCGACAUCGGGGUCAAAGUGUACCUUCGAACAGAUAAUUUAGUGAGGUUAUGCGCGAGUUUUCUGGGAUGACAGAUCCCCAGCGACGUCGACGUCUUUGUCGCUUCUCGUAAAAUUUGGAGAACUGACAUGUCAUUUUAAACAAUCAAUAAUCAUUGGUGAACUACAUUGUGUACUAACAAACAGUUUGCUAUUUUGGAGAAGAGACGCGCGCCGACUGGCUUUUGUUCUUAAAAAAGCCGGACCACGUGCUCGCGUCGUUCGCUGAAACGCCGACUGAACAGGUGUUUAAAUCAGCGUCUUUCCGGGAAGCCGCUAACCAAGAACGUUUUCGGUGUUUUGCAAGUGUAUUACUCAAACUCAGGGUGUGUUUUCAAAAUCUUUGACGUGACAAACUCAGCGAGUGAUUUUUCUAAUCCGAAACUCGUACUACGAGUGAACUUUUAAAAUACGAAUACUUACCAGUGAUCGUAAAGUCUUCGGCAAGAAUUUUCUCAGUGUUCCCAAAGUCUCGAGACAGUACAAUGCGUCCCCGUCUUCUCAGGAUUCUCAGCCAAUAAUCAUAAUAAUUGUCACGUGCCGCGCGAUGAUCCUCACAAAUCACUUAAUCGUGGUGUCGCUCUACUGAGCCUCGUCUCUCACUCUCUCAUAUACAAGUGCGUGUGUGUGUUUACCGUGCAUGUGCGUGGGUGUCCCGACAACAAAAAGAAGCGUCACCAGCAGAAGAAAGCAGCAGCAGCAGUAGCGCAGCGGAGGUCCGACUUUAUUUCGUCUCGAGGAGAUAGCUGCCGGUAUGAUUCCUGGAAGAGGCUGUCGUCGUCGUCUUCUACUUCGGAGCGACGUCGACUGGCUCCUCUUCGUAGUCGUGUGCUGCGUCGCUUUGCUUUCGUCUUCUGUUUGCAAAGGCGAGAAGCCGACAUCGUCUCAUUUCCUUGAUGACACCGACUCCUCAGCUGGUGUGGUGGAGGAUGUCGAAGACUUGGACCCUAACGUGCAAGACUACAACGAGACCGACGAAGACUACAACGACGUUUUCGAUGCCACCUCGAAUGGAACUGACAUCGACGCACCUGCAGGCGGCAAGGGAGGUACUCUGAAAUUCAUCCGGGCGCUAAUGAACCUCACUAAGGAUGCUGGAAGCGUCGUGCACAUGAAGUGCGAGAUCGUCGGCGACCCGCCACCAACCAAAAUCCGCUGGUACAAAAACGAGGCUCCGGUCAAAGAGGAACCUAACAGGGUCAUCAUCAAGAAAAUCAAUCCGCAGAACCACGAGCACGCAGCGAAAAACAUCGCCGGGAGUCGUCUAAAAAUUACUCGGUUGGACGUGAACGAUCGAGGAUUUUACUCUUGUCGCGCCAACAACGACAAGGAUUUCAUUCAGAGCGAGGGAACUCUUCAAGUCAGAACGUCGCGUCAUGGUAGCCAUACGAUGAACCCGUCACUUGACAUAGGCAACUAUUCUCCGAUUUCUCCGCAUUUACCAGAUUUGCUAGAUGACAACAACGAUGGAGAUAAAUUUGGUACUUCAGGGAGUGGAUUAUCUACUCCAAAUCAGUUAGGAUCAACAAAUCAUUUUGGUAGAUCACCUCCUAGUCCACAACCAACUAAUUCGCAAACCAGCACCAUGGAUCUUAUGGAAAUCAGCGGCCUUAAAAAUGUCAAUAUGCAAAUACCAGUAGGUGUUAGUCUCGCUAACCUGCCUGGCGCAUCUUUGCUUCCAGGGCGUAAGGACAAUCAUGAAGGAAUUUGCGAGCUUUACGAAGGCAAAAUAUGUGCACAGUUUGUUGGCAAUCACUCCGUCUACAUUCCUCACCCCCUGACACAGAAGAUGUUGGAAGAAAAAUUAAUAAAAGCUUUUCAUGUUAUCAAUCAAUCAAAUGAUUUAUCUUCAAACUGCGAGCGUUAUGCGCAGCCAUCUUUAUGCUACUCGACUUUCCCGAUCUGUCGAGAUUUUCCAAAAAGUCAAAAGCCUAGCACGCAGCUGUUCAAACUAUUGAACUCAAACCAGCAAGACUCAUUCGACGAUACAGAUAUAGAUGACUCGUUUGACGAUCUUUCACGCCUGCAGCAUGGUAUACGACGCAAACGAGGUGGCAAGUACCGUUCAAACUUUGACUCCAGUAUCGAUAACAAAGAAAGAGCAUCGACCCGCAAGAUCAUCAGCACGACGUAUGGUGACUCGCGUUCGGCAAAGAAAGUCAGUUUGAACCGUAAACUUAGACGAAUCUGUCGUAAAGAAUGCGAGAUCUUGGAGAACGAUCUCUGCAGAAAGGAGUACGCUAUUGCUAAACGUCAUCCAGAAAUUGGCAAGCAGGUCCCACUGGUUGAAUGCUCGGAUCUGCCAGAGGAAGGUACACUCGAGGCUGCGGACUGCAUCAGCAUCGGCAUCUCUACUGAGAACAACGUUCAAGAAAAUGUCUAUUGUUAUUGGGGAACUGGAAAGUCGUAUACUGGUCCAGUAAAAACAAGUAUGUUUGGUCGCCCCUGCUUGCCUUGGAAAAAUCAGUUCAAUCUACAAAUAUCUGAUCAUCUGGAACUGGCAGGUGGCCAUUCUUAUUGUCGAAAUCCUGGCAGUACUGAACCCCAACCAUGGUGUUACGUCGAUGUGGAUAAUCGUAGUCAAAAAGAGUAUUGUAAUAUACCUAAGUGUGUUGAAAACUUAUGGGUUUAUGCUGUUGUUGGUUUUGUACUCACAGGAGGAUUUGUAAUUAUAUUAGUUUGUUAUUGUUGUUGCUACAAAAGCAGAAAAUCUAGAAGACAGACAAACCAUUUACCAACAAAUAAAAUGUUAAAUGGAUUACAAUGUGACAAAAAUAUUUAUGAUGGAAGACGAAAUACAACACAGCCGAUGGAGAUGAGUUCUCUUUUAGCUGGUCCAGGAAAUACAACUCCUGGAACUGGAACUUUAAGCAGUGGAAGUAGUAGAACUUCCAAUAAUCGAGUGCCACAAUUUACAAUAAAUAAUGUCAUGUUAUUACAAGAGCUAGGAGAAGGAGCCUUUGGAAAGGUUUAUAAAGGAGAAUUACAAACAGGAAAUAAGGCUGAUGAAGUAAUUUAUGUAGCUGUUAAAACUUUAAAAGAAAACGCAAGUCCAAAAACUCAAAGUGACUUCAAACGCGAAGUUGAUCUCAUGACAGAUCUUAGGCAUCCAAAUAUUAUUUGCUUACUUGGUGUAAUACUUAACGGAGAGCCAAUGUGUAUGCUUUUUGAGUAUAUGACUCAAGGAGACUUGCAUGAAUUUCUGAUCUGUCAUUCACCAAGAUCUGACGUCCCUUUAAAUAAUGCGAGUGGAAAAGUAUUAGAGCAACCUGAAUUUUUGCACAUCGCUCUUCAAAUUGCUUCCGGGAUGGAGUAUCUAGCCAGCCAUCACUACGUUCAUAGAGAUUUAGCAGCCAGAAAUUGUUUGGUUGGAGAAAACCUAACGGUAAAAAUUUCAGACUUCGGUCUUUCUCGGGAUAUCUAUAGCAGCGAUUACUAUAGAGUACAAUCAAAAAGUUUAUUGCCUGUAAGAUGGAUGCCACCAGAAUCGAUCUUAUACGGAAAAUUCACAACAGAAUCUGAUGUUUGGAGUUUUGGUGUUGUUUUAUGGGAGAUUUACAGUUAUGGCUUACAGCCAUAUUACGGUUAUAAUAAUCAAGAAGUAAUUGACAUGAUCCGCUCACGACAACUUCUUCCUUGCCCAGAGGAUUGCCCGACAAUGAUCUACAGUCUGAUGAUAGAGUGUUGGCACGAGGUGGCCAAUCGUCGGCCGCAGUUCCCGGAAAUUCACCACCGGCUACACAACUGGUACGUCAAUCAAACAUACCUCAGUGACUUUUGCAACGAGUCGAUAACAAGUUACUCGGGCAGUAGUCACAAGAGCACCAACAAAACAAACUCAACGCAACUCUCCGCGCCAGUCUACAAAAGCGAUUCUCUAACCAGGAAUCAGCAAACGCAGCUCGGCAUGAAUAAACAGCAAUCACAGCACGUGCCGGACAGUCAACAGACGCUUUACGGCGGUGUGACGACAGACCAGCAGAGCAACAUUCUCAAAAUUCUGUCGCCUAACUUUCAUAGUAGUCCGCAGCAGCAACAACAGCAGAUCUUCGCAAACGGUCACAGCUGCAACGCUUACGGCGAUCAACAGCAAGGCACGCCGUUAAAAAAUCACCUCGGCUACCCGAAUCAAAACCCGAAUAUGGGCCUGAUAGGCGAGGAUAAACAGCAGUGCUGCUCGCCCAAACUGAGCGGAGCAAAAAAGGUUCUUCCGUCAAUGGUUAUUCCUCACCAACAGCAGCUGCACAAGAAUGGUGGUGUGCAAAAUGGUGCACAGCUCGUAGUUAGACUGCCUGACCCCAGCAAAGUUCUUACAGAAACCAGGCUCUCGAAACAAUAGGCAGUAGUCAAGCCUCGCCCACGUUUACUGGGGCCUCUUUGACUGAACUCGCACUUACGGGGAUAUGAAUCGCGCGUGCUUGUGUGGUGUUAAAUGCGAAUCUGAUUCCAGAUCUGUCACGAACGACGGUUUAAGAGUUUCUUAGUGCAUCGCGUAUGUCUUUGCUUGCCUUAUUAAAAUGAUAAUUUUAUUCUAUACGUCUAAGAGAUCCUCAAAGCUUAUCAUUUCUUUACUUAGGCAAGCAAAGGAAGUUAAGAGAGAUAACAUUAUGAUUAUCUUGUACUUCUUAUGACAUUACACGUUAUAAUGAUUGCUCGCAAAAACUUUUAAUAGUCGAAUAAAGCACGUGUAAUUUGAAUCGCACGCGUUCGUUUAAAAGAAAAAUAUUUCCUUGUUUUCUCAAUAAGGAAACAUUUGUAUCCAAAGACUUAAAAUAUUGUAUACAUGGUCGAGUAUACUCCUAAGCACAGUUAGGUAUUGUUUAAUAUACUUGUGUAAAAAUGCAUGUGACAAAAUCACACGUGCUAUUUUCAUUUCUGAAUACAAAAAGCUAAACAGAAACGAACUUUGAGUUUGCUAUGAAAAAAAUGUUGAAUCGAGUACAUAUGUAUAAAAAACCCAGCUAAUUCGAAAUCGUCUUAAUACGUUUAUAAAGCUAUUAUGAUAGCUUGAAGAUUUUUAAUAUUAUAGCAGUAAUUGUCUAAAUAUGUUUUAAUCAGAAGCUGUUACACUCAUUUAUGAAGCGUAAACAUAUAAACGAAAGUUAACUUCAUACAUAAUUAAUUUUAUUUUAGAAAACGAAAAUAUCAGAAUUUUCAUACGAUUUUUUAUAUUUAAAUAUUGUAACCAAACGAUUUUUUUUACUUUUUUACAAUAAUACGUAAGACGUUGUAUUUUACUGAACAGGACUUAAAGAUUUAAACAAAUUGUGAUUUAUUAGUGCCAGCGAAGAUAUAAUUAAAUAAUUAUCUGUGCACAUAAUAAAUUGUAUCUUAAGUAUCAAUUACUUAUACACGGUCAACAACGCUGAAAUUAUUUGACUGAUAUAUACAGUAUAUCAUUGUUUUUCAUCUUUUACUACUUUGUUUUAUCUAUCAUUAAUCAUCUAUACGAGUUUUUUAUCGACCACUAGUUUAAAAUAUAUAUUUUAAAUUAAUCGGUCAUACAGCUACACUGUAUAUUAAGGGAGUUCGAUGAUGAAACAUAAGAAUUUAUACAAACUCAUAAGACUUCAAAAUGUAAGCAUUUUUUAAUACAUGAUCUUAUGAAGAAUGGUUAUCGAACAUUCACCAUUCAAGACUUAAAUGUAUAUAAAACAGUUGUAUGUAAAUGAAAACCCGUGGCGUGUUUUGAUGAAAUUUUAUUUAAAAAGCUCUAUACGAGUACGACUGUUUAGUCUGAACACUACGCUGUUUGAUGCGAAAAUCUAUGGAACAUGCUUAAAUCUUAAAUCUUGUAUUAUUUACAUAUUCAGAGAAUCUUCGUUAAUUUGGGUAUUACUAUUACGCUGUAAAUUAAUUUAUUAACUUUUAUAACGUGCCAUUUAUUUUAUAAAUUUGGAUAAGUAUUUAUAGAAUUUGAUAAAAUUAAUUUUCAUUUAUUAAAGUAAAUCAAUACAUUGAAGUUGAAAUUCAAAUAAGCGUGUAAUUAAUAUUGUAGUCGACGGUUACAGUAGUAUUGUUUUAAUAUAAUUUAUUUAUUACAUUUAUACAGAAAACUAAUUAAAGCAAAGAGAAAAUCAAAAUUUAUAUAGUACAUCGAAAUUAACUAAGCGCUAUGAAAAAUUUGACUCAUUUAAAGAAGUAAAAAAUAGUUGCAACCCCGUUGCAGAAACAACUAAAUUGCUCUUGUAUUAUUUCCCAAGUUGCUACAAGGAAAUCGAAUUUUAGAACAUACGGAUUCGCAUUAUAAAAUAAAGACUAAAUGCUUGCGAAACUCCAACGUUCGGUAUUACUGCAUGUAUUUAUUAUACUGCCUAGGUAUGAUUAAGACUUUUUGCAGGCUCAUUACGAUAAUUUUGUAUUAGUCAAGACAAUUAUCUUAAAAAUUAAUUUAUAAACUUAUAUUUUCAUUUCAAAGUCUGUUAAUGUUUCACAUUUUCCAUAUUAUUGAUUACUUUUAAGAAAACCAUGCUAUUGGAGUAAUAUUUCCACAUAUGUAUGUAUAAGUUUAUACAAUUUCGUAUGUUGGGUGUAUAAAAGAUAUAAAUUAAGAUGUCUAAACAAGCAAAUAUGAAAAUGUACAAAUUCUAGUUGAAUUUAAAAAUGUGAUUAUUUUCAAAAUUACUUUGUUUUGUAAAGUAUGUGGACAUUUUCAUAUUUACCUGUAUUGAUAAACUAAAAUAUUGUAGUCACAUAAGAUCACGUUAUAUUACGAAAGAAUGAAACGAUAUAAUAAAUAUGAUUCGUGUAAUUAAAGAAAAGCGUGUAUGAUAAUUUUUAUAAUUAAUUUUUUUAUAUAUAUGAUAUAUAGAUAUAUAUUAAUGUAUAUGCGAAAUAGGUACGUGUGAACAAGAAACUAAAUUAUAAAAAUUGUCGAUCACUACAGGACGAUUUAUAAAAAGAAAAACCUACCCUUGUAUGUAAAAUUACGUGAUUGACUGAAUACUUACGUCUCGUAUUAUUUAUAGAUGUCACUUCGCCUUCAACAAAUAUCUUGUACUAAUCUUAAUGACUUUUGUGAAAAGAAACGCAUCGAUUUUUUCUAUAGAAGAGAAAGAAGCUCUAUUGAGUACUUUUCUUAAUUUAUGCAGACGUAUGCAAUACUUGUUCUUCAAGUUCUAUAGGAAAAGGUAUUUAAAAGACUGACAACUACUUGAGAUUUUCUGUACCAUUAGAGUUGUUCACGUCGUCAUCUCGAGAGUUUGUCAAAAAGAUAAGAAUUGUAGAUUUAUACCGUAAUUUAUAUUGAGUAUAUUUAGUAACCUACGAUCUUUAUAUAUAUUCGGUCAAAUAUAUAAUCAAUGUUUUUGUA
Messenger RNA from Nasonia vitripennis (jewel wasp), 7631 nucleotides. RefSeq names its product tyrosine-protein kinase transmembrane receptor Ror (gene Ror). Gene Ontology annotation, cellular component: signaling receptor complex; membrane. NCBI's taxonomy places the organism in Eukaryota, Metazoa, Arthropoda, Insecta, Hymenoptera, Pteromalidae. Bases 1074 to 4658 code for a protein of 1194 amino acids. The record is from RefSeq and is a predicted model, not a curated record. Gene Ontology annotation, biological process: multicellular organism development; protein phosphorylation; cell surface receptor protein tyrosine kinase signaling pathway. The transcript has 16 exons. Gene Ontology annotation, molecular function: ATP binding; protein binding; transmembrane receptor protein tyrosine kinase activity.